Messenger RNA from Trachymyrmex septentrionalis, 2807 nucleotides. RefSeq names its product protein giant-lens (gene aos). NCBI's taxonomy places the organism in Eukaryota, Metazoa, Arthropoda, Insecta, Hymenoptera, Formicidae. The record is from RefSeq and is a predicted model, not a curated record. The transcript has 4 exons. The coding region runs from base 987 to 1889 and encodes 300 amino acids.
AUACCUUCGCAUAGGUCGAUCUCGUCGGUAGACGUUCUGUUUCUUCUCGAGUUUCUUAGCGAUCGCGCCUUCCUGUUUCUCGAGAGGAUCUCUCUCCAGAUCUCGCAGGAUCCGAAAAAGAGGAAGUAUCGCACGGAGACGUAUCGAACGAACGGAUCAGCGACGGACAGACAAGAGAUUUCGAUCGGCGAGAGUGCGCGAGUGCGAUCAAACGCUCUAUCAAACUGAAGGCUCCCCUGAAGGCUCCCCUCUCUUUCUCUCUCCAAGAUCGGUCGAUCAGGCUCGGGGAACCGUUUCUUUCGCGUCUCUGGAAUCGCGAGAGGAGGAGGAUAAGAGGAGAUCGCGGUAAACAAAGACACGUGACACAUCCUGCCUUCGUAAGCUGAAAGAAAAAAGAAUUGCCAGAUCUAACGAGACUUUCCGUACGAGGUCCGAAUUGUGCGAGUUUCCAGCGAGUAGAUUCUGGCCCGUAGAAUCUGCGAAUUCGGGGAAAAGGUACGUGUCAGUCGAUUCCCCUCGGGACGAGCGAUCGAGAUUCAUCGCGAAGCGAUCGGAAAAAAAAAAAAACUCCUGCUCCCUCUCCUCUCCGAUGAUCGAUCAAUGAGAAGAGUCGCGUUGGUGAGAUUCACGAAGAUGGACUUCAAGUAGCAGUAGCGGACGACCGGCGAGCCUUCGAGUUUUCUUGAUCCGUGUUGUAUCUCUGCUAUGAGUAUUCCCUGAGUAUUCCUCCUCCCGCUCGUUCUGAACGCCUUGUCGCGCAAAUAAGAAGGUGAACGUAUCGGAACCCCCUACCAUUCUUUUUAUUGCAUCCCCCCACCUGGGAGUAAAACACCUAACGCAGCAAACGUUCCCUCCGGAGAGAAAGAGAAAGAGAGAGAGAGAGAGAGAGAGAAAGAGACACACACAAACAGGCGAUCGCCAUUUUUCUCGACCGGGAUUCUUUAUCGGGAAGAACUUUGCUGUGCUUGCUGCGACACUGCGACACGAUGACCGGUAAAACAAUACAGCACCUGCUGUACACCCUGUUGGUGAUCGUCGGAGUCGUCCGCCGGAGCAAAUGCGACGUUUUCGAUCUGCCGGUGAGAAUCGAGCACGACGAAUACCUCAAGGAGUAUUUGUUCAUCGACGAAAGCAAGUAUCACGCUGACCUGCAGGAAUUCGACGACACAACGGUCGAGAUAGAUCUGAUCAAUCGUAACCGGAAGCACAUUCUGUCGCACGAGGAACCCAGGGUGCUAUACCAAGUCGGGAAUAGCGAGAAGGAGUUACCGGAGUGUGCGGACCGGAGCGAGGUAUGUAGCAAGGUGGAUUUAUAUGGUGCACCGUGGGUCGAGAGACAAUGUCGUUGCCCGAACGGCCGUGCCUGCCCCAGCAGUCUUCAUGGAGACGACGGACACACGAUCGCCGAUAAAACGCGCCGCUACAAGCUCUGCGAGCCCGUGAAACGGCUUCCCAUCUGUCAUUACUUCAAGGACAUUACGUGGACAUUGGCACCCGGAGGUGGCCCGGCGAAUGCGACGGUGCAACGCGUCUAUUGUCGAUGUCGACCAAACAGCGUGCCAUACCUAGUGCGUAGACAACCUCACAAAUCGCCGGAUGGAAAUCAUGGCUUCGUCUACGCCUUCGCCUGUUCUCCGCAAAGCAAAAUACGCUGCCAGCACAAGGAGCCCUGCCGCCUGUUCACCGUUCGCAAAAGACGCAACUCGCAGCUCGAGGAGGUGAACGCCUCGCCACUCUGCCAGUGUCCUCGUGGACACCGAUGCCCGCGGAGGCACACGGAUCCCGGUUCCACGCCGGCGCGAUCCUACGCCGGUGUCCUGGAGAUCAAGACUUACAGCGGCUACUGCGUGCCGUAUCACGGCUACGAAAAAAUGACCUACGGCAUUUGAGAGAGGCCGCGCUGCGAAACGUUAGGAACGGCCUCUCCCGCUGCAGCGACGGGUCCAGGAUGUCUGCCAAAUGAAAAUCCAAGGACUACACUUUACUUUAAUGGACUACUCCUUACCUUUAUCAUAUACACGUCCCCGUAGAAAGAAAGACGAUUGGUUCCCCGGCGUUACCACGGCCGAGUUAGGUCUCUAUCCUUUCGAGCGCGCAACGACUGGCCGUUCGUUACCUGCCGAUUGUCGAAACGUUCCCGUAAAAUCGCAGAGGCGGCUUCCAAUCCCCGAUCGAUUCCCGACGAGCACGUUCGGAUGAUCUCUCUCUCUCGAGGAGAGCCCAUCCGAACGUUCUUCCUUUAGCAAUUCUUCCCCCCUCUUUUUCUUCCUUUAUUCUUUUCGUCCCGAAGAAAGCGUGGUACACUCUCGGUCCGCUCCGUAGACAGGAAGUGUCGCGUAGGAAUCGCGAACAACGGGAAAUUAACAUACGCGCCGAUCGAUCGGCUGUACCAGCCAUGUGAUGCCGUGCCAUGUACAAUCCCCAGCGGCGUUGGCGAAUGUUAAGUGUAAAAAGUAAUGUACAGAAGAAUAUAUAGAGAUAAGAGAAUCAUGCCCGCCUACAAGUUUUGUACAGUACGUUUCGAAACGAUCGCCUCGCAUCCCCCGCAAUGUAACACGGGUCUCUCCAGUUAUCAUGCCCCUCGGUCAUAUCAGUCUCGUGAGUCUUUUUCUCUCUUAGUGCUACCGUUUUUUUCUUUUUAUACCGUUUCGUAGAAUAUUGCAGACGUCGCAGCUAUGUCAUCACAGUCGUUUUAAAUUUGUAUAUAUAUAUAUUCAUCUCUGGUCUUCCGAAAGUGUCUCAUUCGGGGAGUAUAUUGUAUAUGGUAGCAUCGCAAGACUAUUUGGAAGAGACUCUCUUGAUGUUAU